This is a messenger RNA of Lactuca sativa (garden lettuce), 1426 nucleotides long. RefSeq lists its product as uncharacterized. The record is from RefSeq and is a predicted model, not a curated record. Lineage: Eukaryota; Viridiplantae; Streptophyta; Magnoliopsida; Asterales; Asteraceae.
UUGCCCUACGAAGCUCCUCUUUUUUCUCUCUCUAGAAGCUCUUUCACAUUAUCAGCUCCAAACAGUUGUCUGCUAUCUCGUUUCGAUUUUGAUCGACUCAUCGAAGAUCAAUCGUGAACUCUUGGUUCACGAAUCAAGCAAUCGAGAUAGUUUAUCCGGAUUUCUGUUUGAAGUUUGAACAUCGACGAACAUAAAGAUGCCUAAAGAAAGAAGAGACCGAUCCGUCUCCAUCGACAGGUCUUGGACAUCUCCAUACGUCUGCAACACCAGUCACUCAAAACGAUCACUUUCCAAAAACCCAUUAGAAUCCGAAAACAUAAAAGAAUGGGAAGAAGCUCGAUGCCCAGUAUGUAUGGAACACCCACACAACGCCAUCCUUCUCCUCUGUUCUUCCCAUGAAAAAGGUUGUCGCCCAUUCAUGUGUGACACAAGCUAUCGCCAUUCCAAUUGCUUUGAUCAAUUCCAGAAAGCAUCUUCUGAAUCAUUAGAAACACCACCAACACCAACACCAACAUCAACACCAACACCAACACCAACACCAACACCUGUCACAACACUAACCUGCCCGCUAUGUCGCGGGCAGGUGACCGGAUGGAUAGUGGUGGAAGCUGCCCGAGGAUUCAUGAAUGGAAAAACUAGAAGCUGUGCUAGUGAAACAUGUGAGUUUUCAGGGACAUAUGCUGACCUGAGAAAGCACGCGAGGCUGGAUCACCCGUUAGUGAGACCAUCAGAAGCUGAUCCAGACAGGCAAAGGGAUUGGAGGAGGUUAGAAAGACAAAGAGACAUGGGAGAUUUGUUGAGCACUCUUCAAUCUUCAAUAGCUGAUGAAAAUGGUGAAAAUCUUGAAAAUGGUGUAACAGGAAAUGGUGGUGCUACUACUGCUUUAUCUUUUGAUGAAGGUGGUUGGUUAACCGUGUUUUUCUUGAUUAGGGUUUUUAGACCGCGAAGCGGCUCAAGGAGUAGUAGUAGUUGGUCCGGGACCUCGCGGGCCCGGGCCCAUGUCACCAUUAGGAGGAGACCGAGUACACGUUUAUGGGGGGAGAGUCAUAAUGAAGGAGUUGUAGAUGAUGGUGGUAAUGAUAAUGAUAAUGAUAAUGAUAAUGAUGAUGAUGGUGAUGAUGAUGAUGAUGAUGAUAAUGAGUCAUCGGAUGGGGGGUCGGGCCCACAGAUUCAUAAUAAUAAUAUCAAUAAUAAUAAUGAUGAUGAGUCUUGAUUUUCAGACAAGUGUCAUUGUGAAGAGAGAGAAGAAUCUUUGGCUUGUUCUUCUUUUAUAUGGACAUGGAGUUUGGAGAUAUGUAAGAGAAAAGAGAGAGAGAGAAGGGAGGAAGAAAUUUGAAACUGUAAUUUUAACUUGAAACUUAUAUGAUUUGUUUAUACAUCUUCAAUCAUUGAGAUUUAUCGAGUACUUCUAUUCGUCGUUUGUUUA